AUGAAGUCUUUCGGAUUUGCCCUCGCCGCCCUCUCAUCCGCGGCCGCUGUAGCCGGACAUGCUACCUUUCAGCAACUCUGGAUCAACGGCGAGGACCACGAGUCGUCAUGUAUCCGUAUGCCGCGCAACAACAGCCCAGUGACCAGCGUCAGCUCAAACGACGUGCGGUGCAACGCCGGCCCCAGCCCGGCCGCCAAUGUUUGCGAAGCUAUCGCCGGUGACAAGAUUGCCGUUGAGAUGCACGAACACGACACCCGUGACUGUUCCAGCCCGGCCAUCGGCGGAAACCACUUCGGUCCCGUCAUGGUGUAUCUCAGCAAGGUCGACGAUGCCACCACGGCCGACGGAUCGACCCAGUUCUUCAAGAUUGGCGAGUUUGGCUACGACGCCGCCUCCGAGAAGUGGGGCACCGACGUGCUCAAUGACAACUGCGGCAAGUUCGAGGUCUCGAUUCCAAGCGACAUCCCUGCGGGUGACUAUCUUCUCCGGGCGGAAGCUAUCGCUCUUCACGCGGCCGGUCAGGAGGGAGGUGCCCAGUUCUACAUGUCUUGCUACCAACUUCGAGUGUCUGGAGGUGGUGGCUCGACGCCGGCUGGUGUUAGCUUCCCAGGUGCUUAUUCGUCUAGCGAUCCCGGUAUCAAGAUUGAUAUCUGGGCCUCGGAUCUCAGCAACUAUGAGAUUCCUGGACCUUCGGUGACUGCCUGA
Messenger RNA from Scedosporium apiospermum, 705 nucleotides. RefSeq lists its product as uncharacterized. Bases 1 to 705 code for a protein of 234 amino acids. NCBI's taxonomy places the organism in Eukaryota, Fungi, Ascomycota, Sordariomycetes, Microascales, Microascaceae. The transcript is spliced from 4 exons. The record is from RefSeq and is a predicted model, not a curated record.